Loa loa (African eye worm) is the source of this 387-nucleotide messenger RNA. RefSeq lists its product as hypothetical. The transcript has 3 exons. Lineage: Eukaryota; Metazoa; Nematoda; Chromadorea; Rhabditida; Onchocercidae. Bases 61 to 387 code for a protein of 108 amino acids. The record is from RefSeq and is a predicted model, not a curated record.
UUAAUUAAUGAAACGAUUAGUUAAGCGAUGAAAUUAAUUAAUGAAAUGAUUAGUUAAACGAUGAAAUUAAUUAAUGAAACGAUUAAUAUUAGCAAACAAUCACGAAAUGAGGAAUCAAGCAUGACUGCAACUACCUCAAGCUCGAAAUCAUUAAGUGUAAGCACAAAAUCAGCUGAUAAAUUUCGUGAAGGUGUAAAAACUAAUUUCAAUCUUGGCGAUAACAAUGUAUUAUCUAUUUUAAAAUCCAAAAAUGAUCCGAAUUCGGUCAUUUAUGAUUUACAAAAUUCAAAUGGUUGUAAAAUACAUUUGGAAAAAAUGGACAAUCGAGCGAUGCUACUAUCAGUGGAUGAUACUGGGAAACGUCUUUAUAUUAGCUGUAAUUUUUAA